AUGGCAAGUCCCCCGCCGCCCCAUGCCAUACACCCACGUUUCACCAUUCUCGGCCAGAAGAUCGAGGCCGCCGAGGCUCGCGCUGAGGCUGCCGAGACUGAGAACAAGAAGCUGAGCCAAUCUCUUCUCGAGCGCGACCAAGAACUGGCCUCCACCCAGCACAAGCUCCAGCUGGCUGAAGAGGAAGUCGAAAACUAUGAGAACAAGGUCAAAGAGCUCAAGUCGGCCAGUGAAGAGGGCGAGACGCAUAGGACUACCGGGGAGAACCUGGCGAGAAAGGUGCAACUUCUGGAAGAGGAGUUGGACAAGGCUGAGAAGGACUUGAAGGAGACAACUGAGAAGUUGAGACAGGUUGACGUGAAGGCCGAGCACUUUGAGCGCCAGGUGCAGCGCCUCGAGCAAGAGAGGGACGACUGGGAGAGGAAGCAUGGAGAGGCGGUCGAAAAGUACCAGCAGUCCAAGCGCGAGCUCGACGAGGUCGUUGCUCAGAUGGAGAGCUUGUAA
This is a messenger RNA of Cryptococcus amylolentus CBS 6039, 504 nucleotides long. RefSeq lists its product as hypothetical. The record is from RefSeq and is a predicted model, not a curated record. The coding region runs from base 1 to 504 and encodes 167 amino acids. NCBI's taxonomy places the organism in Eukaryota, Fungi, Basidiomycota, Tremellomycetes, Tremellales, Cryptococcaceae. The transcript is spliced from 5 exons.